AUGCGAGAAAUAUUUACCAUACUAAUUUUACUGAAGACAAUAGGGAUAUCCACUGCCCUUCCCCCUCCACCUGAUGACGUCACUGAGCAUCACGUCCAAGCCGACAGUGAAGAGGUGCUUGUCUGUAGCCUGUCUUCAAACACCUGCUCGCUGAAUGACCGAGGCAACCUACAGAUAGAGUUCUCUGCCCUUGGUAAGGUCUUCAACCUUCACCUUGUCCCAAGCCAGCCUCUUUCUUCCGCCUACGGUGAUUAUGGGAUACCAGUCAUGAUCUGGGGAAAAGAGAGGAAGAAGGUCAAGAUGCUGAAAUUUCAAGAGCACAACAUUCACUUCUACCAUGAUCAAAACACCCUCGGCGCUUUUGCAGUUCAGUUCCACGUGUCUGCUAAUGGAACCCAACUCAUAUCUCUGGACGGCAUCGUGCCUGGUACUGACUACGACGUGGUUGUCAGUCCUGUACGGACUCCAGGUUCCAGAUGGGCGCAGGAUGGCGGCGUCACAUCUCGGCACAGAAUCUUGAAGAGAAUCGCUGACAAGACUUCACAUACUAUACCACCCUCCCACCAUGGCCCCCGGGACACGCACACAACCACUGCCUCACCCACGGGCUCGGUGUCAGGCACAGUGGAGGUUCUCGUGUGGACAGACUACUCCAUGUACCAAUCGUUCCUCAAACAAGUCGGUAGUUAUGGCAACAUAGACAUGGAGAUCACGUGGUACGUCGCUGUGCUCCUGAACGCAGCAGACAGGAUAUACAAGGAUGGUAUACGAGACCCUACUCUCAACAUCUCCCUUACCCUGGCUGGAACUGUUGUGUGCACUACUCCGGAGUGUUCCCGCUUCACCGAGAAUCACCGCAUCAACGACACCGUCAACAACCACAUCGCGCUUGACGACUUCGCCGUCCAACUCAGUGAAGCCUACAAGGAGGCCAGAAUUCACUUCCGGUUUGAUCAGGCCACUGCUUUGACCAGACUGGACCUUGUCGACCCAAACGGAACGCCGAUAGGUGUAUCCUUCACGGACAAAAUAUGCUCGCUCUACGAUGGCAAGUCCUCCUCGCUGGUAGAAGACCAAGGGGCUUUCAGUUGUGUUGGAACAGUGGCUCACGAACUGGCGCACGUGCUUGGUAGUGACCAUGACGGGAUGUACCGUGGCAGGGCGUGUUCCGCCGCGGAUGGAUACAUCAUGUCGCCUUUGUCACCACUUGUCAAAAACGGAUUCGUUUUCUCACAGUGUUCGAUUGAUUCCAUGAAGAAAAACCUGUUAAAACAAUCAGCCUACUGCGUUUACAACAAGGCGCCGGUGAAUCACCUGUAUGAAUCUGUGUCGGCCACGAUGCCAGGCCAGGUGUACAACGUGUCGCAGCAGUGUGAAGCAAUAUAUGGGACUGAUUUCUGUCUGAGUACGGGCACAACACUGGGGGACAUAUGCCACAAGAUGUGGUGCUGGGACCCUUUACUGAGCAACGUGUGCUCUACCAAGUCAGCGGCGGCUCUUGGAACAUCAUGUGGCCCGAACAAGUGGUGUGUUGAAGGAGUGUGUCUCUAUGACCGGAGGGCGCCCCUUUGAUGAUAUCUCACAUGCAACCUAGGGUGAAUAUCAAAUAUCACAAGUAUGAAUUUUCGAUCGUGGUUUGGAAAUGUAAGUUUCUAAUAAACGUUUUAUAAAUUUGCUUUGAUAA
Molecule: messenger RNA, 1684 nt
Organism: Haliotis rubra (blacklip abalone)
Lineage: Eukaryota; Metazoa; Mollusca; Gastropoda; Lepetellida; Haliotidae
Product: A disintegrin and metalloproteinase with thrombospondin motifs 18-like
Exons: 14
Coding region: 1-1572 (523 amino acids)
Biological process (GO): proteolysis
Molecular function (GO): metalloendopeptidase activity
Source: RefSeq, a predicted model, not a curated record